Messenger RNA from Culex quinquefasciatus (southern house mosquito), 1072 nucleotides. RefSeq lists its product as uncharacterized. The record is from RefSeq and is a predicted model, not a curated record. Lineage: Eukaryota; Metazoa; Arthropoda; Insecta; Diptera; Culicidae. The coding region runs from base 616 to 1005 and encodes 129 amino acids. The transcript has 4 exons.
UGCUAUCAAAAUCGUCGUUUAUUAAGUCCAUAUGUUUACUAUAUGACUGAUUGCUGUUCCUAUACAUUUUAUAAGGUUGGCGUAUGAAAUCUAUUGAAAUUGUUUAUGUGAAAAAGUCAUAUGAAAACCUUAUAGAAAUAUAUUUCAUGAUGGCGAAAAAAGCAGACCAGUCGAAGCAAGAGGAUGGUGAACAUAUUUGGAAAAAGAAAGUAUGACUCGACCGCGCUAUUUAUCAUUCCUACGAUCAAACAUCUCCUCAAAACCCGGCCAUAAAGUCAGAACCGGUAGCCAUGUCGAUGAGCGGCACGACGAGUUGCGCGAUUUGGUUCUGUGCCAGGGCAGGUCAAACCCGAACUUUAAUUUGCUUCCAGGUCUUGAAGGCGCAGCGCAACUCAUACCUGUUCUUCGACGCGAUCCGUUUCCGGCGUUAUCAGUGAGCAGCUGAAGCAACCGGCUGUUUAAAACCAACGACAAGAUUAACCAUACACUUUCGCCGUCGGAAAUUUACGAGUCGCAACAUGAGGUCAUGCUGCAGUGGACGUGGAGUUUGAGGUGGUGCCGUUUCCUUCACACUUCCCGAUGUUCGUCUAACAUCCCUUAGUCUCGUUCUGUUAAAUGCAGCAGCAGCAUCACGAUGACGAUGUCGUUAUUAACCGGAAAUUUACGACAAAGCCACCGGUAGUGACGCAACGUAGUAGCGCAAGCGAACGGCCCAAGCGAGUGCCACCGCCACAGUUACAAGACGUCAACCAGGAGCAUAUUGUUUUAACCCUUUUCAUCCAGGAUCGUGAUCAAUUCGAAGGAAAAGCAGAAGGUCAUCAACGAGAAGCGGACGAUGCAAACAUAAUCGAGAUCACCUCCGUAUGUAUGCAGUUAGACCACGUGUCCGACCACGAGCGUUCCAACAGUUCCCGAUCGACCCGAGACGAUCCUCACCCAUCGGUCGAAGGAACGAUCCGCGUACACCGGUGCCCAAGCAACAUUAACAGCGACUUGGGGGACUGAAUGUGAAAACUAGUUGAUGCGUCCUAGAUUCAAAAGCGGCCACGACCAGUAGUGAGACUCGUAUAAU